UUCCGGGCAGUGUGGGAGGAGUUCCGGUUUCAAAGCUCAUCCCCAGACUGAUUGGUGUCUAGGGACUGUUGUCAAACAGCAGUAGGAUGGCAAAGUUGCAGGUGUGAUAGACAUCUGACAACAAGAACUGAACAAAAACUAAACAUCACAGAAAGACUCCUCAAAACCGUGAAGCAGAAAAAUAUAAAGUUUUCUUUAUCUGUGUAAAUCAGACACAAGGACUAAAAUGGGAAAAGCACACAUCAUACCAGAUGUGUAUGCUUUGCCACAAGCUUUUCUCAGACUUUGAUAUUGUAAUGUAAUCAUGGUACGAUUGAAUGCUGAACUGCUUCUUGGAGUUCAUAAUGUGGUUCCUACCCCUUGCUUCCUCAUUUUAUGAUUGGUGCAUUGGUGUGAUUAAAUGUGAAGCUACAGCAUUAACUGUCAUGUGUUGAUAGCUGGUAUUUACUGUAGAAGACAAUGAUGAGGUGAUGUGCUUUUGGAAUCCUGCACCAUGACCAUUUGUGGAAGUGCCUGCCUUAACUACUUUUGCUGUAAAGGAAAAGAUUUCGGUUGACCAUGCUGUGACAUCAUUUUGUGUAGGAAACCCCUUGCAGGAUCAAGAGGGUUAAAUCAUUUUUGCCUGGUUUUCAAAACUUGACCUUGGAAAUAACACCACAACAGAUUUUCGCUCAAAUGUUUGCUUUUUGUUCACCUUUUUUCUCUCAAAAAACCUCUUUCUUUAAAUGUGUUUUAAAACAUCUCUUUCUUCAUAUUUUAACUUGUUAAGAAUAUAAGCAUUUCUUUUCCAAAUUGGUUGAUGCUGAGAUUUAUGCAAAAUUGUCCUGCACUUAUACAACAGAAAGUGUUUACUCAGGAGCUACUUGUUUGUGUUCAUUUAGUAGACCUCAGGUGUCUGUCUGAACUUGGUUCUUGCCCAUUGAAGACUUUUUGUUUUCAAAACAAGGGCUAAGUGCAAUAUCAUGAUGGCUUUACUAAAGGCAUCUUAACCAUUCUGUAUUACUAAUUGGUUUCUUAGGGUAUUGCACAUAUAUUUGUGGUAUUUACACCAUGUGGUGCUAAAUCGUAAAACCAUAAAAACUUUUAAACAAUAUUACUAUGAAAAUAAAGGCACAUGUUUAAUAUUGAUCAUAUUUUUUCCAAAAAGGCUUUUAAAAAAUCGGCAAAAUCCAUGUUUUGUGUGUGACACAUAAACAGUUUGACCUGAUCAGAUUGUUGGUGAACGUGUGUGGUGUUUUGAUGUGAAGGCUUUGCAUAUGAUUUAUUUCCAUCUGGAAAAGACAUACACCAUUAACAACAAAAUCUCAGCGAUGGAAAAUCUGAAGCGUCAUAUUUUAGGCAGCAGGUCUGCUGGGAUGUCGACAACUUCUGAGCCUCGCUCAGUCUUCCACAUUGGCAGCUCUGAAGACACAUUGAACCAAGACAUGCGGGACUGUUACCAGGGCAUCGAAGAGUUCCGCAGUGCCAUGCGCAACUUGGAUGGGGCAGGCACCCAUCUUACAGAGUCCCUGGCACAGGCCUUGCGUGGAACUGACUAUCAGAAGGUUGGGGAGCAGUUAGCUGGUGGCUUUCGUGAGGUGUAUGGCAGCCAGCAAAUGCAGCACAGUCUUGAGCAGCUGAAAGACAUGGAGAGCAUGCUGUUGUCUUUGGAAACCAGAUGCAAAGCAGGGCAGGAGGAUCCUAAACUGGUGUAUGCGCAAACAACCUGCCAUAUCCUCUUGUUGUUUGCGAAGCUCCAGAAACAAUACUUUCAGAUUUGCCAUCAGAGAAUGGCUGAACUCCUUAAUCAUUUGCUUGUCGCCAAGGACCCUGAACACUCAGCAGAGGUCACCAAGUUCAUCCUGAAGCUUGGCCUGGCUGAGGAGUUAUCUUCCUAUGACAAAGCCAUCACCAGUCUUCCCAGCUCUCCUUGGAGCAGUCCGAAGCUGCGUAAAGCAUCUCAGGGGUCUCCUAAGACCCAGCGGCUCAAGAUUUUCUCGUUAUUUGAGCGCAAACCCUUGCCAGAAGAGUGCAGAAGUGCAUUCUACAUAAGCUCCACUGAAAGUGAGGAGCCAAAAGGUCUCGUGGGAAUGGAGACACCAUCAUUGACUGCAGGCAGUCUAAAUACUGUGUCAGCCAUGGAAGGAUCUUUGCUGGCUAGUGUUCCUCUGGUGACAAUGACAGAUGAGAUGAAUAACGUUUCUACCCCAGACAUUUCUCUUGGCAAGUACCCUAGAAAUCAGUUGGUAUCAGAAGAGGAGCUAGACAGUGUCAUCAGCCUGUUGUCUGGUGUCACCUCUCUUUCACCUAGUCCUUCACCCUCUGCACCACCUACCCCCAACAGCAUGCACUCCAUUCCUGAGGACCCUCCACGGGUGCAUUCUCCUUCCACACCCAACAGUAUGCACUCUGGACCAGAGCUCCGACCUGCGCGGAGCCCCAUGCAGCUGACGGUGCCAGGAAUGUUCCGUAUGCCUUCUCCAGCCUCCGACACCCAGCUUGAGGACCUACAGCUUCCUAAGCUUCAAGCACAACAAGUUCAUCGGCGCUCAGAAGGCUGCCUUGACCUCUCUGGCAUGGGUCGCAGCACUUGGCCUAAUCAACAGCAUCGAGCGAGCCUUCCCACAAUGCAGCUGUUCUCUGCUCCACGGCAUCAUCUUGAACUAUCACUUGAUCCACCGGCACACCCAAGCAACAUGUUUGUGCAUGACCCACUAACUACUUCUCAUCGACCCCCUCCGGGCUAUCUGGGCAUGGGUGGAGGAGGUGGCUUGGGUGUAGGUGGUUCAUUGUUGACCGGGUCUCACUGGCCGCCAUUUGGCCACAGCAUGGAGAUGAGAAAUAGUGGAACCUGGCCUCUGUACCAGCCUGUGGGCAUACCUUCAGGGGAUCUGUCAAGCAGUAACUGGCUUGGAUUUCAUGAGGGGAGUGAUGGAAGUGACGACUCCUCCAAUGGAGACCAUUUCUUUGCUGUUGGGAAAGAUCUUGCACAUGCCAUAGAUUCACGAAAUGACAGCAGUGAUGAUGAAAAAGAUCUAAUGAGAAAUACAGUCACCAAAGAAAUUCAUGAUCAGCUAAGGCAUACAGGCUGCACCAACACCUGGCCUCUAGUACAACAUAUGCCGGGUGCUAGUUCCCACUAUCACCCUCCUGCUGAGUUUCCUGACUUUCUGGAGCCUCCUUCUCAUCGUCCUCUUCAAAUGCAGUGGAGUGACCCAAUGUCUGCGCACAGCAUUUGGCCUGCUUCUGCUCCUGGAAUGGCACAGCAGAAAACAUCACAAAGCAUGCAUGGUUUUGGCCAUCACAGUUAGGAGACAAACAUUUCUGUGCCUUCUACACUUCAUGCUUUGACCCUUCUAUUGCAUUGUCUAGUCUUCCAAGAGGCGUAGUGCUGGUUUUGCUUCUUUUUGUUUAUACAGUAUAUCUAGGAAGGGUGUCACGAAAAGUUAAUUUUAAAUGUUUUGGUAAGUCAAUCACAUGAUUAUCAGUCAAUGAAUUUAUUAUUUUCUCAUGAAGUCCACAUUUAUAUAAGUUUUUUUUCUUAGGAGUCAACAACAGCUUUAAGAAGUUCUUAUUUUAUCCAUUGAUUUCAUCCUGUUUGGGACUGCUUAGAAGUUUGGUAUUAUAUGGCAAACAAGGAAAAAAAUAUUGACAGGUAUGUUAGAUACUACCAGGUGUCUGGAACUUUGUGUUCCUGUUUGGUCUGCAUGAGGGCCUGAAUACAGAACUGCAAGCUUCAAAGAUAAGCUAUGAUGCCAGAUUAUUAUCAGGAAGGACUUCACAUGUUCUGGGGAAGCUAGAGUCAUUACCUAUAAGAGGACAGAACUAUAUUUCUUAAAAUAUGUUUGUGUGUAAAAUUUAGUCCAAAUAUUUUCUUCUCCAAGAAGUAUCCUGCAUUUUGACCAAUGAAAGGCAAAGGCUUUUGGAGAAUGAGAUUCGGGUGAAAUCAUGAAGUUAUAAUAUGCUUUGUCUUUUUCUUUUGUUUUUUUGUUUUUUUGUUUGUUUGGUUGUUUUUUUUGUUGGUGGGGAGGAGUUGAGGUAGAGACAGAGUUAUGUACUUUCAUGUAAUUUUUGUGCAGUUUCUCAGGUAUUAAUGUUGCCAUGUGUUUCUUGGUUUGUGAUUUAUAGCUGUUUUCAUUAUCUUAUAUUCUACUGUCUGUAAUUAAUAUGUUAUAAAUUUAAGAUAAGAAACCUUUGUCUUCAGAACUGGGUGAUCAAUAUUUGAUGAAAGACAGCUUGUAGCAUGCAUCUCAUGUUUGCGCAUAUUUUAUAGAAAAAGGUAAUCUUAAUCUUGUUUUUGGAGUUUCUUGAAAUAAGCACUUGUUAUGUUUUACUUCUUUGUGAUCAGACAUAAUAUUCUGUAUCUUGUUAUUUUUGUUGCACAAACAGACCGUUGGGUAUUUUUGGGCCAUGAUACAUCAGCUGUGUGAUGAAUCAUGGCUGAUAAUUUUCAAUAUUUUGCGAAAUGUGUACAUUGAUUGAGGGGUUUAUCUUCACCAUUUUGUCUUCAGUUGCUCUACCAUGUUCUGAUUUCUUUCAUUGAAUCGUACAUUUCAGAAGUUUUUUAAUGUGGAGAAUUAAUUGGUUUUGAUGUGUUUUCUGAAACAGAAUUGAACAAGUAAUAUUUGAGCAUCCUGCAUCCAUUAACAGCAAUAAGACUUUGAAAUAUUCACAUUCUGAACAAACCAUCACUGUCAUACAUUUUUUUUGGCUGGUUAGGCAUUGUGUUGAUAGGCAAAGAGAGGGAAAUUUGAGGUUUGUUUUUAGAAAAGUGGUAAAGUGAGUUUCUUUUUUACCCUAAAUUUUUGGCGCUAUCACAUGAUGUCAGGUGCAAGACUUACCUCAUGUUUUCAAGUCUGAUACCUCGCUGUGUAACAGAUUGCAGCUGUUUUUAAUUCAGUAUGGGACAGUUUAGCAUAGAAAGCAAAUGCUUGGCUACUGACCAAAGCAUGAACAUUAGCAUAACUGAAUUUGUAGUAGGUUUUGAUUUGAAUGUCUAUUUCUGUCCGUUUUAAUGUAAAAGCAAGCUAAAAGAAUUUAUUUUCAGCACCAUAUCGCCUUUGCCUACCUGCUAGUCUGAUUUCUUAUGUACUUAAUAAUGACUUUGUUAAAAAUUGUAAUUGCAUUCACCAUUUGCAAAAUGUACCUUUUAAAAACUACAUAAAAAUUGGAGCAUAUUUAUCAUUAUUAUAGUUUGUAAACAAACUUUAAGAGAAAAAUGGCUGAAUAGCAAGUGAUUUCUGAUGUCUUAGUAAUAAUCUAGGGCAGUGAUUCUUAACCGGGGUUCGGUGAGUCGGUCUCCGGGGUUCGGCGGAGCCUUUGCCACAGAGGUCAAGACACACCCGCAAUUCGUGAUGACACUAAGGAAGGGUUCGGUGAACGUGCAUAUGAAACUUGUGGGUUCGGUACCUCAAACAAGGUUAAGAACCACUGAUCUAGGGGAAAGAUAAUCAAUAUGUCAGCAGCUGAAAAACGCUGUUCAGUUUUGUAAUAAAAUUAAAAGCCUUUCUGAAAAGUCUUUCCAAGGUAAAUAAAAAUUUUGACCUUUCAGUUUUUCCCUUAUGGGUUGCAAAAUGAAAAGCAAUAGGUAUUACCCAUAAGGCAUACCAUGUGUGUUGAUAUUUUAACCUUUCUCAGCAUCAACUGCCAAGUAACUGCUAAAGAUAAAAUUAUUGUUUAGGGGUAAUAUUGGAAAGAUUUAAAUACUAGUUAUUUUUGCAUGAAGAUAUUAAUUCCAGAUCCUAAAGCAGCUACAGGAGGUGAAGUGCCUUUAUAUAAUUCUGUCUUUAUUUGGUGUCAGUGCCAAAACUUUUGUUUUACUCACUUUCAGUGUGGGAAGAAUUUUGUUUUGAAUUGGCUUUUUAAUGUGAAAUUUUUACCACUUGUGAAAUAAAAUAUUGUUAGUCCUCUAGCAUGCCAUUUAAUACUUAAAUUGGAUUUUUGUGUGUGUGAAAAGCACAGUGUAUGUUUUUAUCUGCCUUAGGCAAUGUUUUCAUCUUUGUCAGAUAUUUCAGUAACUGGAGGACUAUAAAAUUGUAGUCAGUUUUCAUUUCUUUCUUUCAAAACUAAAAGAGACUUUAUUAAAGUGCAACAUAUAUAAUGCAUUACUGUUGUUAGGUGUUUUAUUUUUAAAAAAUUUGUCACAGUCUCUAGUAAAAUAGUAUUGCUGCAUUGCCAGGUCCCGUUAAAUAUUUGCUGGCCACACAUAUCUUUAAUUGUAUUAUUGCAAAGAUUGCUACCAAAGAUGUUUAUUAUUAUAUUAAUGGUCCUCAAAAUUUUUUGGCAUCAAGUUGUGUCAGCAAAUGUUCUGAUUCUGGAAUCUUUUGAUUUGCUGCUCAUUUUGUAAGACCUGCAGCCAGACUAAUUUGAAGAAGUGUUUCUGCCACCUUUUCCUUAUCUCUUUUGUUUCUUUUGCACAAAAUGUCCUUUGUCUUUGCAUGUCUUGCCAAAUGUAACUGCUAAUCCAGUAAUUGGGAAGGAGGUAUGUGACAUGCACCUUUGAUGAUUAAUGAUUAAUCUCUGAACAUGUUUCCUGACAUUUGCAGAACCUGCUGCCAUUUGCUGAACCUGCAAAAGUCCCUUUAAAAUCUAUUAAAUUUUGUGAUCAUUUCUUUCAAAAUGUUAUACUUAAGGAAAAAAAUUGUCAGAAAAUUUUUACUCAAAGGCAGAAACUUAAAAGGCUUGAGAGAAACACCAUGCUGUUUUAAUAUAUUUUUGUUUCUUAAUGUAUUUGUAUAAUUUGGUUAAAGUGCUGGCAAAAUGUCUCCCGAGGAAAAUAAUUUGAAAGCUAAAUGAAUUGAAUCUAAAGAACUAAAAUUAUGAAGUUGCUACUUUAUUGCUUGCAAAAUACUGAAAAAUGCAUGUGCCUUAUAUGCACAGUCUUGGUGAAAUCCACCCUAUUUUUAUGCAGCCAUAAUGUGUUUUGUGCAAAGCUCAUUCUGCAGUGUAUGCAAUUAGUUUAUGCCUUUUAUUUAUCAACAAGAAUGGUUUUAAAUUUUCUGAAAAAAGAAGGCUAUUGGUGCUGUCUUGUCAUUGAAGUUUUAUUAGUGUUUCAAUCAUUAGCAUUCACUGCUGGAAAAGGGGAAAAAAUCCAUAUUCAGAGGUCAAGAUGUUUUUAUGCAUAUUAUGAGGAAAGAUUAAUUUGUGUAUUGCAGGCAAUACUUAGCCCAUGAUGGGAAGGUUUCAUUUAUGAAAGCUACAUUUUUGUUCAUUUUGUUUCAUUGUAAGAUAUUUGCUACUAAUGUGGUUGGCAGAUUUUUUUUUUUUUUUUUUUUUUUUGCAAUAUUGAAUUUGUGUGAUUGGAGUUGGUUUAAGAUGUCUCAGCUACCGCUUUUCUUCUGGUGGUGUCUAAAUGUCAGUGUCUUGAGCAAAUGAGUGACAGGUUUGUCUGCAUUCCCCAUUCAAGUUUUAAGCUGAGAACCUGUUUUGUGAAAUACAUGUUUUUCCUUAUGAUUGUACGCAGGUGUCCCCUAAACUAUUUACCCUCUCUGUUCCUGUCUGCACUGUUCUCGCUCCUUUCUCUCCUUUUUUUUUUUUGUGGGUGGGGUGGGGGGUGAAAGGGAUUAUGUGAUCAUUUGUUCCCACUAACAAGCAAAGAAAAUCGUUUGCUUUAUAGUGAUGGCUUUCUUCCUUCGUUUUACAGUUCUCCCAUUUCAUAAUUUAUUAGAGUAAGUGAAACAAAUCUUUCAGAAAGUUUAGUUAGAGCUCCCCAAAUAUUUGUCAACUUUAUCUACUUUGUGCACAGGGAAACAGAAAUGGUGUCCAUAAAGUGUUUUACUAUCAUUUAUAUGUGUACACUAUUUGAACAAAGUCAUAAUAGUAGCAUAUGGUGCUGAGAGUAGAAUCUGCACCACAUUUAGUCCAGGAUUUUGUUCUCAACUUUAUUUUCUUUAUGAUUUCAUAUGAAUCAGUUUUUUAAGACAAAGAUGAGCAAAAUAUAGAGGAGGGGAUUGUGAUUGUGUCCUUACAGAAAUAAAAAAGUAGGAACAACUAUGCUAAAAUAAUCUGACAUUUGAAACAAAAUGCUCCGAGGUUGAUUAGGUGUAAAUCCUCUGUAAAAUCUCUGAUUUGGUGUUUCUCUUUUCUCUAAAUCCACACUUCUGAACUGUGAAUCCCAUGAAGGAAAGGAUUUAAAUAUGAUGUUAUUCAAGUAUGGUAUCUGGUGGUUGGGGAUAACACCCUCAAUGUCAUCCUACCUGAAAGAUUUCACAUUUAUUGCACCUUCCUCUAGCAAGAUCAGAUAUUCCCAUGGUAGGAAAUGUCAGGCCAGGUUUUUCUUUCUUUCUUUCUUUUUUUUUUUUUUUUUUGCCAAUAUUUUUGCAUAGGUAAUGGGUGAGGAAUAUUUCUAUUCCACACCUACCUUUGUGCUUAAUGUCGGUAAACAGAUGUGUUACAUGAGAAUUUUAUAUGUUUUCCCAUGGAUUUAGUAUACUUCAUUGUAUGAGGAUUGUCUAGAUGAUGAAAAUGAUUGUUUUUACAAUUUUUGGGGAUGAAAUAAGUUUUGAAAGGUAAUGGCUGGGCCAGCGAUAGCACUGGAACAAGGUGUAUAGUCUUUCUGGUGGAUAUCAUUGUUUGCAAUAGUUCAGUAUAAUAUCAAACAAUUUGUAAAAAUAUUACUUCAGUUAGGUUUCAGAUGUGUCAUAUUUACUGAAUGUUGUCACAUACUAGAGAUGUUGCAGUGCUUGAAAACCUUUUAAUGCACAUUUUAAUGUUUGUGCACUGCUCCCCUUGUAACUCUGAUUUGUUGUUUGACGUAUUUCCACCUUCUUCCUAAUCCAGAUGUACAUCUCACCUCCCGCCCUUCUCUUUGCAUCCAACACACCAUUCCGUUCUGGAGACUUAUAGUUAAUAAUUGUGUUCAAGCAAACUGCUUGAAAUAGCUGAUAGCCAAAAACAGUCAUUUCAUGUUCAAGGAUGGUGGGAUCUUUGGUAUUAUUCUAGGGUAUUGAAUAGUCGGCUACUAAAGGGGGCUAGAAACGAACAGAGAGGACUAACGCAGCUGCUUCCCUUGGUUCGUUUUUGCGCUGAGCGCUUUGGCAUGCAGAAGACAAGUUGGCCGUGAACCCAAAGAACUAGUCUGAGUUACAAAAAAAAAAAAUCGGUCGCAUGCCGCACAUGGCAUGAAAUGCUGACAACGCCGUCAUUUUCACGGUCUGAAAAAUAACUGGCACUCUAGGUGUUUCUAGAAGACCCGCCCCUUGCAUCCAAAACUACACCAUUGGUGUGCGCUGUCUUGUACAGUUAAAUGAACGAUCGUAUCGGUGUGUCUCUACAGCUCCCUGCCUGCUGGCACAGUAUAGGGAGCCCCGUUAGUUCACGUUUCUUUGUCGCUGAAACAAAAAGACGUCUUCAGUAUUUUUGGAUAUAAGCUCAAAAGACAAAUAAAUGCCACGAAAAGGCAGGACCUGCA
Pomacea canaliculata is the source of this 9388-nucleotide messenger RNA. RefSeq lists its product as uncharacterized. The transcript is spliced from 9 exons. Lineage: Eukaryota; Metazoa; Mollusca; Gastropoda; Architaenioglossa; Ampullariidae. The record is from RefSeq and is a predicted model, not a curated record. The coding region runs from base 1257 to 3290 and encodes 677 amino acids.